AUGGCUAUCGACAAGUUCACAAAAUGGAUCGAAGUCAAGCCAGUGACAGCCACUACAGCAGCCAAGGCAACCAAGUUCAUUGAGGAGAUAUCACACUGGUUUGGGGUACCCAACUGGAUCAUCACUAAUCUAGGUACUUCAUUCACGGGCUCCGAGUUCUGGGAUUAUUGCCAAGAAAGCUGCAUCGACGUCUACUAUGCCUCCGUGGUGCACCCUAGGAGAAACGGCCAAGUUGAAAGGGCCAACGGCUUGAUCCUUCAGGGGCUCAAAGCUAGAAUUUUCGAUCUGAUCGAAAAAUACAGUGCAAAGUGGCUCCGAGAACUACCCAGAGUAGUUUGGGAACUCCGCACACAAAGAAGCCGGGCUACCGGCUACUCACCAUUCUUCAUGGUGUAUGGUUCUGAAGCAGUCUUGCCAUCGGACAUAGCUUUUGGUGCUCCGUGCAUCCAGAACUACGACGAGAAUGAAGCCGAAGCGACUCGAUGCACGGACAUCGACUCAGCAGAGGAGCACCACCUGACGACCUCCAUCCAGCACGCGAGAUAUGAGCAGCAGCUCCGGCGCUAUCAUGAAUGCAAAGUUCACGAGCGCGACUUCAAUGUCGGCGACCUGGUUUUACGACGAAUCCAGUCGACCACCGGCGCUCACAAGCUGUCGUCCCCAUGGGAAGGCCCCUUUGUAGUCAGUGGGAUAGUGGUUCCUGGAACCUACCAAUGUCACCAGCGAUGA
Molecule: messenger RNA, 729 nt
Organism: Panicum virgatum (switchgrass)
Lineage: Eukaryota; Viridiplantae; Streptophyta; Magnoliopsida; Poales; Poaceae
Exons: 1
Coding region: 1-729 (242 amino acids)
Biological process (GO): DNA integration
Molecular function (GO): nucleic acid binding
Source: RefSeq, a predicted model, not a curated record